AUGAAGGUUCCGUGGCCAGCAGCCUUCGAGGAUGGGGAUGUGCGGAUGUUCCUGGAGGAGUUCGAGGAUGUGGCGGAGUUGGCCGGAAUACGGACGGAUCGCGGCAAGUUGACGGCCCUCCGAGCGCUCCUCAAGGGUCGUGCGCGGGCGGUGUUGGACGCGGCACGAAGAGGCCCGGAGAAAAUGGAGUGGGCCGCCGCGAAGGACGCCCUGAUCGCAGGCUUUGACACCCCGGCCGACCGCCAGGAGGCACUCCGUCGCUUCAAGACGGCGCAGCUCGGACCUGAACCAGGUCGUAAGCUCAAACGAAUGGAAAACGGCGGAGGUUAUUCCCGUAUCCAAACCUGGACGACGGGAGUCGCCCGGGAAUUACCGGCCGGUGAGUCUUCAAUGCAUCUUACUGAAAGUGAUGGAGAAAUGCUCAAUGAACGUCAUGGCCAGCCAUCUAUUCCAGCACCAACUGGUGGCACUGCAUCAGCACGGGUUCGUCAACAGCAAUUCUGA
Molecule: messenger RNA, 504 nt
Organism: Echinostoma caproni
Lineage: Eukaryota; Metazoa; Platyhelminthes; Trematoda; Plagiorchiida; Echinostomatidae
Source: the annotation of a GenBank genome assembly